CCGGAGUUAUCCUUCCGUGUUCUUUGAACUUGCUCUCCUUGAGUACCUGACCGACGACGUUGGGUUGGGGCAAGAUAUGACAAUGCUGGGGUACGCACGGGACUGAUGUAGUCGCGGAUUGCCCAGUAUUGUUGCUGAUACCGUAGGUGAACGACGGUGAUAUGAUGCAGGACCAGUUGUACUUGCCUGGAACGUGUGCAUUGUCAACCGUCAAUUAUGAGAUGUGCAGAGACAAGGAGCACAGAUCAGCCAUCGAUGUCACCUAAUCUAGUCAACCACGUGCUCGUGCACUACUACACCACAAUACUAGCACCCGGGCCCUUCUUCCUCUCUUUCCUCCGCCGUUUCUUGUCAGUCUUACUAUCAGCGUCGUCUCUGUUCGCGGGCGUUGGGUCUGGCACUCCGUCACCCAUCUUUUUCUUCGCUUUCUUGUCAUCCCCCCCAUUGACACCGCCUUCCGUUUCUGCCUCACCCCGCUUUCGCUUGUUCGAAUUAUCUUCCGCCAUCGCUGUUUUGAUGUCGGACUGCACGGUCUCCUUUUUGGGCUUCUCUAUCUCUCCAUCCUGCUUCUCCGGAGACUUCACCUGCUCCUCAGCUUCCACCUCCUUUACCGUGCCAGUAGUGGACGUGUCUUUGCGUUUCUUCUUCUUGCUCUGUUUUUUCUUCGGGCCUUCAUUAUUAUCCUGUUGGGGCGCCGUCUUCGAGUCGUCAACAUCCAUAGCAAUGUCCUCCUUCGCACACUUCUCAUCGCCCUCCACGACUGCAGUAGUCGUAUUAGGAACCUUCUGUUUGUUCUUUUUCUUCUUCUUCUUCUUCGACUCCUUCGCAAUUUUUGAUCAGUGGCUUCGGCGGCUUUUUCGGGGGAUGAUGGAGCAGGUACGGAUGCUAGAUCAGUGAUGGUGGCAGACGUUUCCGAUUUCAGAGUGUCCUGACGUCCAACAGUGGCUAAAUACAGAUGUGGCAGUGGACUGAAUACGUAGAUUACCCACCUUAUUAUCAGUGGUGUUUUUCGACUUGGACUUUUUUUCUCUCCGUUUCUUGUCCUUGGAUUUUCCAGCCGACAUUGUAGUUGCGGUUGUUUCUUCGGAUGAGUUCGAGGGUUUGGGUGGCUCCGAGGCGGCAGAGGCUAAUUUUUCGUUAGUGCCAUCUCCCUGUUCCUUGGACAGAUCUCUGGCUUGCUCGUCGAUCUUCAUUUGUUCAUCGUCACCAUUCACCUUGCCCUU
This is a messenger RNA of Pisolithus orientalis, 1223 nucleotides long. RefSeq lists its product as uncharacterized. The coding region runs from base 217 to 897 and encodes 226 amino acids. The transcript is spliced from 2 exons. The record is from RefSeq and is a predicted model, not a curated record. NCBI's taxonomy places the organism in Eukaryota, Fungi, Basidiomycota, Agaricomycetes, Boletales, Pisolithaceae.